UUUGUCCUUAUUUAUCCCUGGAGAAGACACAUUGGAGAAAAUUGUUACUUGUGCAGUGAGUGUGUGCAGUUUCCUAGCUGUAGAUCCAUCAUAGUUCGAGAACGGACAGUUCACAUUGGAGAAAGGUGUUAUGAGUGUACUCAAUGUGGGAUAUCUUUUAGACGAAAAUUUUACCUCAUUGUACACUGGAGAGUUCACACAGGAGGAAGGCCUUUUGAGUGCAGUGAGUGUUGGAAAUCCUUUAGUCAUCAAUCUUACCUCACUCAACACUGGAAGGUUCAUAGUGGAAAAAGGCCUUAUGAAUGCAGUGAAUGUGGAAAAUCUUAUACUUCUCACCCUGGCCUCUAUUAUCUGGAUCACACAGGAGAAAGGCCUUAUAAGUGUAGGGAGUGUGGGAAAUCUUUUACCAGUAGGAGGAACCUUCGUUAUCAUCAGGGAGUUCAUACUGAGUGCAGUGAAUGUGGGAAAUCUUUUCCAUCUAGGUCCGGCCUCUGUUAUUAUCAGAGAGUUCACACAGGAUCGAGGCCAUAUGAGUGUAGUGUGUGUGGGAAGUCUUUUUCCAAGAGCUCUGUGAUUACUGAACAUCAGAGAGUUCACACUGGAGAUAGGCCUUAUCAGCGCCGUGAAUGUGGGAAGUCUUUUUUCUCUGGUUCCAACAUCAAUAAUCAUCAGAGAGUUCACACAGCAGAAAGGCCUUAUGAGUGCAGUGAAUGUGGGAAAUGUUUUCCCUGUAAUUCCGUCCUUCAUGAACAUCAGAGAAUUCACACAAGCAAAAGGCCUUAUGAGCGCACAGAAUGUGGGCAGUCCUUUAGAGCAAAUUCUUCUCUCCUUGAAUACUGUAGAGGUCACACUGGAGAGAAGCCUUAUAAAUGCAGUGAAUGUGGAAAAUCUUUUUCAUCUAGGUCUGGUUUCCGUUAUCAUCAGAGAGUUCACACAGGAUCGGGGCCAUAUGAGGGUAGUGAAUGUGGGAAAUCUUUUCCCCAGAGCUCUGCACUCCUUCAACAUCCAUGUUCACAGAGGUGAAAGGCCUUAAAUGUGUGGUGAAUGUGGGAAAUCCUUUACCACUAGUUCCACCCUUUGUUAUCUUCAAAGAGUUCACAAGCAAAGCCUUAUUCGUGCAGGGAAUUUGAGAAACUCUUUCCUAAAUAAUUCACCUUAUUAUACAUGGUAGGAUUUGCACUGGAGAAAGACCUUGAAUGUGCAAGGAAAUGUGUAAUUUUCUUGUUCAGGGUAACGACCCUGGAAGAAACUGAGGAGCCACCCAUCUGAAUUCAAUCUGAUACAUCCAGUUAUCCACAGGGGGAGAUACCCCUUAAGUUUCAGUUAUGUGGGAAGCAUUUGUGGCUAUACUGCACUUUGUAACCUGUCCAGAGAUUUUCCCAGAUUUAUGUCACUGUCCGUUUCUGUGGCUAUUUUACCUGUAUCGCCUGGCAGGUCCACACGGUGUGCAUCAGUCACCAGCCCAGUGUGCUCAGGAAAACUGACCUCUGUUCUUCCAAGUGUUGGAGCAAACUAGGAGUAGGUCAGUCCCUUCGGGGUUGGUGUUCCCCUCUCUCUGACUACGUGUACAAAAGCCUGAAGGAAUGUUGGCCCAGAGAAUAUCAUAAGAAUUCAGCUGACCAUGUGCAGAGAAGGACAACCCUUUUCAGGGACGUGUUCUCACAUGAUCAGUUUUUCCAGCUAGCAAGUCACCAACCCAAACUGUGUGCCACACAUUGUUUUGGUUUGUAUAAUACGGGUGCCUUAAUGUUUAAGGCCUGUUUUGUUUUGGGAGUUCUUUGUACUGCAGGAGGUUUUUUAUAAGGAGAUUUGGGCUCCACCGGCAUAGGCCUCAGGGAGGAUAGUACGAUGGCAAAAAGUGGCUUGCCGUUUUUGGCCAAAUUUGCAUUGGUGCCAGUGAAGUCGUAGGAGAGAGGGCAGGGCUUUUUGGUCCUCAUUUGAAGCCUGGAUGCUAUGAGUUUUAGGAGACUCAUACAUCACCCUGAAGAGGAGUAAGAUGUGACAACCUCAAGUUCUUGGAGCAGCAUGAAUUUUUUCCCCUGUUCACAGCGGGUAUCACAGGAGGUGUCAGCACUGUUGAGAGGCAUCUCCUCCCGUGGUCUUGCAAAUAGCAUGUGCCCUGAUGUCCACAAUUCCAUGGGUGACUGUCACUGGUUGUAAGACUAUAGGGGCCAGGGGAAACUGAAACUGCUACAGAAACUGGGUUAGUAGGGAGCAGAGGAGACAGUAGCCAGCUCAUUGGAAUGUGCCUCUUCUAAAAGUGCAUCCACAGAUGUCUUUGUGAUAAUGACCGAUGUGCAGGAUCAGCGUGUACACAAAUCUCAGGACCUCCAGGCAGGUUUAUGUUGUGUAGCUGAGGUCAUUGUCAGAAGAGAUAAUUGGAACGUUCUGUGGAAUUUUGUAGCUGACCUGAAGUGUUCGCCUUAAGGCCAUUGUUGCACAGGCAGGAAAAGGUAGAGAAAAGUAGUCCAGGGAUGUGGCUCUUGUGAGCCAGCCAGCAUUCCUAUUGACUGAAGUGGAAAUGUCCUUUAUUACUCGUCAGUAUUUGCUGCCACUGAGGCAAGACUGACCUCCAGAGGGCAUGACUAGAAAGGUGGUGGAGCAAGUAUAGGGUUGCCAAAACUGUUUUCCAAAAAAGUGGGACGUAUAGAUUUUCUUAGCUUGAAGUGUUUUUUAAAGCUUUAUUUAGGUGUAAUAUACGUGUAGAGAACUGUACAUUUUUAAAGUGAAGUAUUUGAUAAGUUUUGACAUACACAUGAUACCUGUGAAAACAUCAUCACAGUCAUGGUAAUGACCAUAUGUGUCACCAUGUAUUUGCCUGAUUUCCUUUUAUAAUCUGUCUGUCCCUGCCCUUCACAGCCCUCCAAGCAACCAUUGAUUUAUUUUCCCUUGUAAUAGAUAUCUUUACGAUUUCUAUAAUUUACAUGAUGGAAUCCUAAAAUAUUUACCUUUGUUUUCUCCUGGUUUUGUGUUUUGUAAUUAUUUUGAGAUUCAUCAAUGAUGUUAA
Molecule: messenger RNA, 3007 nt
Organism: Balaenoptera musculus (blue whale)
Lineage: Eukaryota; Metazoa; Chordata; Mammalia; Artiodactyla; Balaenopteridae
Product: zinc finger protein 551-like
Biological process (GO): regulation of transcription by RNA polymerase II
Molecular function (GO): RNA polymerase II cis-regulatory region sequence-specific DNA binding; DNA-binding transcription factor activity
Source: RefSeq, a predicted model, not a curated record